GUAAUCCUGUCCCAGGGAAAGGAGGGAGGAACGGAGCGGCUUAGGAACCCAUCUCCCAAAGUUGUCGUUCCUUUAGGCUCUUCUUCAAUAAUUAUUAGCCGCCCCUUCAUCCCGUCUUCGUUCGGUCCCUACCUUGCACAUUUUCCCCUAGGGAAGUCGUAAUUAGUAACAUUCCUUAUUACAAUCGAACUGUUGUGCUGAAACCUGACAGCCUGACUCCCGAGUAAGUCGACCAACUCUAGUUACUCAACAGCAUUAACCAAUAACAAGCCACCAGAUAGACAAAUUGACAAAUCUUCAUUGCUCUGCACGUGCUACCCGCCUCUUUCAUCACUAAGGUUGGUAGGUCGCAUGCGGGGAAGCGAGAGCUAACCCGUCCCUUGCUUUCACCUGAUCCCAUUGUUUCAUUUAUCCCCAAAUCUCCACCUUCUCCGUCCGUCUAGGAUAAAUUAGGGUCGCCUUGACAAAGAUAAGCAUAGUCGCUCGUUUUUCAGUCCUUUCUCACAAGAACCAAUGGCUGAACACACGAUUCACACCCUCUCAGAGGUUGCUCAACACAAAUCAAAGAAAGAUUGCUGGCUUGUCAUCGAUGGCAGGGUACUGAACGUGACAAAGUUCGUGGAAGAACAUCCAGGAGGAGAAGAGGUGCUGUUGGAGUCAGCGGGGAAAGAUGUGACAAAGGAAUUCAAGGAUAUUGGACACAGCAAGGCGGCUCAAAACUUGCUCCUCAAGUACCAGGUCGGAGUUCUCCAGGGUUACACUUUGAAGAAGGCUGCAGAUAUCCAGGUUGCGUCGACUGAUGAACCGAAAAAUACGAAAGAGAUGAGUGCUUUUGUGAUCAAGGAUGACAGCAUGCCUAAAUAUGCAGCCCUUGUCGAGUUCUUUGUGCCACUCUUGGUUGCUGGUUCCUACUUCAGUUACCGAUACCUGACCACAGGCUCAUCGAUGGUCUGAUUGAUUUGGUAUCACCAGAAAAAGCAAAAUGAGCCACCAAGCCAAACUCAAAAUGUCUUUCUCCCUAGACAUAAAUAUCGAUCUAGAAAGUUAAUAGUAUUGGAAUUUUACCA
Messenger RNA from Theobroma umbraticum, 1067 nucleotides. Its product is annotated as cytochrome B5-like. The record is from RefSeq and is a predicted model, not a curated record. Gene Ontology annotation, molecular function: heme binding. NCBI's taxonomy places the organism in Eukaryota, Viridiplantae, Streptophyta, Magnoliopsida, Malvales, Malvaceae. Gene Ontology annotation, cellular component: intracellular membrane-bounded organelle; membrane.